This is a messenger RNA of Colletotrichum abscissum, 1209 nucleotides long. Its product is annotated as pectate lyase L. The transcript has 3 exons. The record is from RefSeq and is a predicted model, not a curated record. The coding region runs from base 1 to 1209 and encodes 402 amino acids. Gene Ontology annotation, molecular function: carbon-oxygen lyase activity, acting on polysaccharides. Gene Ontology annotation, cellular component: extracellular region. Lineage: Eukaryota; Fungi; Ascomycota; Sordariomycetes; Glomerellales; Glomerellaceae.
AUGUUGGUCAUCCCAACAAUACUCUCCUGCCUCUCCCUGGCCCAGGCGGCCAACAUCUUCGUUUCCCCCAAGGGCGUAGCGACCCCAGAUGGCUCCCAAGCCAAGCCCUUCUCCGACAUCCAAGCCGCCGUUAACAUCUCCCAGCCAGGCGACGUCAUCAUCCUCCGCGGCGGCACCUAUGACCUCCUGAAGAACAUCAACAUCACCGUCAACGGCACCGCCGCCGCUCCCAUUACCCUGCACGCCGCCAAGGACGAGGAGGUCAUCAUCGACGGCGAGGGUCUGCCGGAUACCCCCGCGCCCGUCGGCGCUUCCGUGCCGGGCCGGAACCGUGGUGUGCUCCACGUUGAGCGCGUUCAGUACUGGAACUUUGCGCGACUUACCUUUACGCACGGCGCGUACGGUGUGUACGUGAAGGAUUCGAGCAACUUGCGUUUUAACCAGAUUGUUACUCGCGAGAACUACGAAAGCGGUUUCCACAUGCAGGGUGCCCUGUCUAACAACGUAAUCUCGUACCUGGAUUCGUAUGGUAACCGUGACCCGAGAAACAACGGCGAGAACGCCGAUGGUCUUGCUAUCAAGGAGGGCAAGGGCGAGGGCAACAUUGUCGUUGGCAGCAGAUUCUGGGACAACUCUGACGAUGGUGUCGACUUCUGGGAGUUCCACUCCAAGUUGACCAUCAAGGACAGCAUCGCGUGGGGCAACGGCUUCAAUCGCUGGGACAUCCCCGACUUCACCGGCAACGGCAACGGCUUCAAGCUAGGCGGCGGCAGCGCAGGCGACAUCCUCCCCGCCGCCCGCGACGUCAUCAACUGCAUCGCCUUCGGCAACAAGGCCAACGGCUUCACCGACAACUCCCAGACGGGCGCCUUCGCCAUCGAGGACAACACCUCGUGGAUGAACGGCAAGACGGGCUUCCGCAGCGUCAACGCCACGGGCGUCCUCAAGCGCAACGUCGCCGCCCUCAACAACCCCGAGGCCCUCGCCAACGCCACCUACUUUGGCCAGGCGACGCUGCGGGAGCGCCAGACGUCCAUCGGCAACUCGUGGGAUGUUUUGGGCGCGGCUGCGCUGACGAACGCGAGCUUCAAGAGCGUCGAUAUCAGCCUCGUUUCUGGCGCGCGCGGCAAGAACGGAAAGAUUGUGCCGAGCGACUUUUUGGUGCUUGCUGAUGGGUCCAAGAGGGGCGCUACCACCAACUGGAAAUAA